GCCAGUCUGGGUUUCUCAUCAGGGGGACUCCGCGGAUCAGGGACAUAAGGGGCACCUAGGACCGUCAUGAGCCGGCUGGGCCGCUUACCCUGGAGAUUGGCCACCAGGGCACUCUGCAGUCCCUGUUCAGUCCAAGUGACAGUCAGUGCACAGCCUCCCCUUCUGAGCAGGCUAGCAUCAGCGGUGCAGAGUAUAGACUACAGGAGCUCCUGGCAUAAGGAACUUCACACAACUGGCCCAACGUUUGCUUCGGGUGAUGUGACCCUCGACCUGGAACAUGCAACAGGUCUUGAGAGGGCUGAAAUGGAGGGGCAGCUGCACAACAAAGACAUCUUCCAUGAGGACUGGCUGGAUGCCCCUUUUGGCACAGAGGACAAACCCGUGGAGGUGACGUCAUCAUUCUCAGAGCGCAUAGUGGGCGUGCCUGACCCCUAUGAUGACUCGAUCAUCUGGUGGGGCCACAUUGAGGAGGGACAGCCACCCAAGCAGCUGGUGGAGGGCGGGGAGUUCUUUGUGUUGAAGCGUGUGGGAGGCGACAGCCACGGUCACUGAUGAGGAUACCAGCUGGGAGUUGCUGCUAUUUGUAGGAGCACGAUAGAGGCUGUCCGCCUGCGUCUGAGAUUCAGACUGGGUCCUCAUGCUUGGAAGUGCACAGUGUGAAAGGAUAGCAGCAGACAUGCCUACAUUUUGCCAGAGUUUGCUGCAGAUGCUCACUGCUCAAUUUAAGAUAUAUUCAUCAGCCAGCAGUCAUUCAUCUUGCUCGAGCAGCAUGUAGGAAAUGGUCCCAAAU
Messenger RNA from Coccomyxa subellipsoidea C-169, 790 nucleotides. RefSeq lists its product as hypothetical. The record is from RefSeq and is a predicted model, not a curated record. Lineage: Eukaryota; Viridiplantae; Chlorophyta; Trebouxiophyceae; Coccomyxaceae. Gene Ontology annotation, cellular component: mitochondrial envelope. Bases 67 to 552 code for a protein of 161 amino acids. Gene Ontology annotation, biological process: mitochondrial electron transport, cytochrome c to oxygen. The transcript is spliced from 4 exons.